ACGAGAAAUUUAUGGAAAUGCUGUGUAAUUGUCAAUACUUUCAGUAACGUAAGUACCAAAUAAUUACUAUGUUCAAUAUUUAAAUUAUGAAUGAAAUUGGAGGAAGAAAUAAUAUAUGCAUAAUUGUAUUACUUACAUGUUCGUACAUUACAGCCAGUAAAAUUUGCUUCACGCUAUAUAAUAUUAUGAAUCGUUAUAAUCUUUCACAUAUUAACAAAUGUUCUUAUCUUUGGUAUUAGAGUAAAUAAUAAAUAUUGCGAAUAAAAGAAUGUAUUGUACAGAUGAGAAAUGACAACUAGUCACCAUCAUAAAUUGAUUCUCUAAAACCGCACAGCAACGUUAUUAAUGUUUCGCUGACGUGUCGAAAGAAUCAAUUGAUCGAUGUUCCACUGUCAUUCUCUCUACACUCAUAAUACAUAAAACUGAACUUCGUGAAAGGGUAAAACUAAACGCAGCAGACCACUUUCGUCCUCCCUUCUGAUCGGAAAUCAGAAAAUCGAGCGCAAGCGCGCCGCUUAUUUUUCCCCUUUAAACAGUGAUCAGACAAUUUAGUCUUAAACGAGCGUUCAAGCAUCAAGCAUGCAAACGUCAGGCAUAAACAAUAAAAAAUUCCGUAUAACGGACAGCGAGUACGAAAAAAACGUGAAUUUAAGUAUCCAAUGGAAUCUUUGGUUAUUAAAAUCCAUAGGCCUUUGGCCAUAUUCAAAUUCCAUUUCAAGAAUCCGACGAUACUUCUACUGGUUCAUAAAUAUCACUUGUUACAGUCUGAUCAGUUUUCUCUUUAUUCCCUGCGUUUUAUACGUUUUCCUCGAGAUAGAAGAUACUUACGGUAAACUGAAACAAUUCGGCCCUCUGAUUUUCUGCGCGAUGGCGUUCGCAAAAUACUAUUCUUUGAUCGUACACAAAGCUGACAUUCGUGAAUGCUUGGAACGAAUCAAAUGGGAUUGGAAGAACAUGACAAACAGAGAAGAUCGCGAAAUCAUGACAGUGAACGCGAGUUUCGGACGAAAAUUGGUGGUCGUCUGCACCUUGUUCAUGUACAGUGGUUUCGUAUUUUAUUAUAUCGCUAUACCUAUUAACGUGGGCAGAGUAGCAGCAGAAAAUGAAAGUCUUACCUUCAUUCCACUGGUAUUCCCAUUUUCAAGUUUUAUCGUUGACACGCGUUAUAGUCCUACGAAUGAGAUCGUUUUUUCGAUUCAAUUGGUGGCUGGUUGUUUGAUGCAUGGCAUUACAUCAGCGGCUUGCAGUUUAGCGGCUGCUUUCGCGGUUCACGCUUGCGGUCAGAUGCAGGUGUUGAUGAAUUGGUUGAAGCAUCUCGUAGACGGUCGAUCGGAUAUGAGUGAACGUGUAGAUGGUAGAAUCGCUGACAUCGUGUGCCAACAUGUCCGAAUCCUAAAAUUUUUGACGCUCAUAGAAAAUACGAUACAGCAAAUUUCAUUCGCCGAGUUUUUAGGAUGUACACUAGAUAUAUGUCUCGUUGGAUAUUACGUAAUCAUGGAACUGAAAUCGAAUGACGUCACGAGCGCCCUAACUUAUAUGAUUUUACUUAUAUCGAUUACAUUCAAUAUUUUCAUAUUUUGUUAUAUAGGCGAGAUCGUGACUGAGGAGUGUAGGAAAAUUGGCGAAACGUCGUACAUGAUUGAGUGGUAUCGAUUGCAAGGGAACAAGAAGCUUUGUUGUGUUUUGAUUAUUGCUAUGUCGAAUUGUACGAUAAAAUUGACGGCUGGGAACAUCGUAAACCUAACUAUCAACACGUUCGCUGAUGUUGUUAAAACGGCAGUUACUUUUUUAAACGUACUACGAAAAACGACUUAA
Molecule: messenger RNA, 1815 nt
Organism: Bombus huntii
Lineage: Eukaryota; Metazoa; Arthropoda; Insecta; Hymenoptera; Apidae
Product: odorant receptor 22c-like
Exons: 5
Coding region: 580-1815 (411 amino acids)
Biological process (GO): sensory perception of smell; detection of chemical stimulus involved in sensory perception of smell
Cellular component (GO): plasma membrane
Molecular function (GO): olfactory receptor activity; odorant binding
Source: RefSeq, a predicted model, not a curated record